CACAAUUCAUCCUAUCACAUUUCCGGCUCCACAUUCAUCAUGAAGCGGGAGUCGUUUCCGACGGACUCUCUUCCAGCCUGGCUCCGCCUCAAUGGAGUCGAUGCAAAUGGAGUCGCUUUCCAAAAUCUUCAAACGACCGAAGGCGAUGCAGAUAAGGGCAAUACCAUUGUGGCAACAGAAGCCAGGUCUAGCAAGGACAGCGAUGCAGAACCAGAGAUUCUCCUCCGAGUCCCGUAUGAUCUGGUGCUAUCAUUAGAAGCUGUCCAUGGUUAUGCCAAGUCUGACCGGCACUUGCACGAGGUAUUGGACGCAGUUGAUGAAUUUGGCAUGACAGCGAGAGGCGCAAUUAUGAUUUUUCUUUUGGUCCAGAUCACGCAUGCAAGCCCAGACAAUUCUCAGCAUAUUGGUGUGUCGAGCCCGUGGACGGAAUACAUUCAGUUUCUCCCUCCAUCAUUCCCCUUGCCCACCUUCUACUCUACCGAGGAACUGGAGCUGUUACGAGGAACCUCGCUCGCUGCUGCAGUAGAUGCGAAGGCUGCCUCCCUUGAGCGAGAGUUUGAGCACCUUCGUCAUUCUACAGAAAGCAUCUCCUGGUGUCAGCAAUGCUGGUGGGAUGAAAACACGGGCAAAUUGACUAUGGAUGAUUGGAGGUACAUCGAUGCUGCCUAUCGGUCGCGCAUGGUAGAUUUGCCGGGGAGUGGACAUGCGAUGGUACCCUGCAUCGAUAUGGCCAAUCAUGUCGCUGGUGCAGGUGUGAAAGCGCUGUACGAUACUGAUUCCGCCGGAAAUGCUGUUCUUCAGUUGCGCUGGGGCGAGAGUCUCCAACCGGGAGAGGAGGUGACGAUUUCGUACGGUGAUGAAAAGUCUGCAUCGGAGAUGAUCUUUUCGUACGGGUUUCUGGAGGCCGACCGGACCGAAGCCAGGCAGGUUGUCUUGGAUUUGUCCCUCCCCGAUGACGAUCCACUCGGAGUUGCCAAGAGUCUGUUCUGUCGGAAUACUCCCGGAAUCAGGCUUUCUACUGUAGGUGGCAAGGACCAAGACACGCCAGCAUUAGCAGCAGCAUCACAUAUCACCUGGGACAGUUCUCUCAUCUGGUGGGCGAGUGUGAAUGAAGAAGAUGGCCUGUACAUAGGCAUCGCUCAAACAACAGACGGAACGAAGGAAUUAGAAGCCACCUGGAAGGGUGAAAAGAUCCAGUCCCCGGAGCAACUCCGAGAACUCCUUGCGGCAGAUCCGUCGUGGGACAUUUUCCAGCUGCGGGCCGUGGUGCUGGUGCUCGAGCGAGUGGAGACCCAGCUCUCGUUUCUUCAUGAGACGGAGCAAGUACUAGAAAAUCUCCGCGAGAAUGAGGAUCUUUUCAAGGCUCUUUUCAGACCGGAGGUUUUUAAUCUGGCCUCGCAACUACGGACACUUGAAGGUGUUUUGCUGCAAAGAGCGAUCGAAGAUCUCGUAAAGCAGAAAACCGACCUGUUGGGAUCUGAAACGGUCACAGCCUACCUCGCUCAACAAGCCCAGGCGGAGGACGUGGAAGACUUUUCAUGA
Molecule: messenger RNA, 1542 nt
Organism: Penicillium canariense
Lineage: Eukaryota; Fungi; Ascomycota; Eurotiomycetes; Eurotiales; Aspergillaceae
Product: SET domain-containing protein
Exons: 4
Biological process (GO): peptidyl-lysine monomethylation
Cellular component (GO): nucleus
Molecular function (GO): protein-lysine N-methyltransferase activity
Source: RefSeq, a predicted model, not a curated record